CACUCACGGAAGUUGUGUGCAGCCGGACGGGCAACGCGGGGAAACAGGCGCGCUAGGCGGCAGGAGUUACUUCUGGCCCCGUUGGUGUUCUGGAUUGAGGUAUCGCGGGGAAGGGAAGAUGGAGACAAUUCUGGAACAGCAGCGGCGAUAUCAUGAGGAGAAGGAACGGCUCAUGGACGUCAUGGCGAAGGAGAUGCUUACUAAGAAGUCCACACUACGGGACCAAAUCAAUUCUGACCACCGUACACGGGCCAUGGAAGAUAGGUACAUGGAGGUCAGUGGGAACCUGAAGGAUUUGUAUGAUGAUAAGGAUGGAUUACGAAAGGAGGAGCUCAAUGCCAUUUCAGGACCCAAUGAGUUUGCUGAAUUCUAUAAUAGACUCAAGCAAAUAAAGGAAUUCCACCGGAAGCACCCAAAUGAGAUUUGUGUGCCAAUGUCAGUGGAAUUUGAGGAGCUCCUGAAGGCUCGAGAGAAUCCAAGUGAAGAGGCACAGAACUUGGUGGAGUUCACAGAUGAAGAGGGAUAUGGUCGUUACCUUGAUCUCCAUGACUGUUACCUCAAAUACAUUAAUCUGAAGGCAUCUGAGAAGCUGGAUUAUAUUACAUACCUAUCUAUCUUUGACCAAUUAUUUGACAUUCCUAAAGAAAGGAAGAAUGCAGAAUAUAAGAGAUACCUAGAAAUGCUGCUUGAGUACCUUCAGGAUUACACUGAUAGGGUGAAGCCCCUCCAAGAUCAGAAUGAACUUUUUGGAAAGAUUCAAACUGAGUUUGAGAAGAAGUGGGAGAAUGGUACCUUUCCUGGAUGGCCGAAAGAGACAAGCAGUGCCCUGACCCAUGCUGGAGCCCAUCUUGACCUCUCUGCUUUCUCCUCCUGGGAGGAGUUGGCCUCCCUGGGUCUGGACAGAUUGAAAUCUGCACUCUUAGCCUUAGGCCUAAAAUGCGGAGGGACCCUAGAAGAGCGAGCCCAGAGACUAUUUAGCACCAAAGGGAAAUCCCUGGAGUCACUUGACACCUCCCUGUUUGCCAAAAAUCCCAAGUCAAAGGGCACCAAGCGAGACACUGAGAGGAACAAAGACAUAGCUUUCCUAGAAGCCCAGAUCUAUGAAUAUGUAGAGAUUCUCGGGGAACAGCGACAUCUCACUCAUGAAAAUGUGCAACGCAAGCAGGCAAGGACAGGAGAAGAGCGAGAAGAGGAGGAGGAAGAGCAAAUCAGUGAGAGUGAAAGUGAAGAUGAAGAGAAUGAGAUCAUCUACAACCCCAAAAACCUGCCCCUUGGCUGGGAUGGCAAACCCAUUCCCUACUGGCUGUAUAAGCUUCAUGGCCUAAAUAUCAACUACAACUGUGAGAUUUGUGGAAACUACACCUACCGAGGGCCUAAGGCCUUCCAGCGGCACUUUGCUGAAUGGCGUCAUGCACAUGGCAUGAGGUGUUUGGGCAUCCCAAAUACUGCCCACUUUGCUAAUGUGACACAGAUUGAAGAUGCUGUCUCCUUGUGGGCCAAACUGAAACUGCAGAAGGCUUCAGAGCGAUGGCAGCCCGACACUGAGAGAUUUCUAGGAUAUAAUCUAGCAACUCCCCCCAAGUUCUACAGUGUUGGGCAACUGGUUCCCUUCCUCUUAGAGCGCAGACGGUCCGCCUGCACCCCUACCUUCACCCGAGGGGAUGCAGCCCGCUGGCCUCAGUGUGCUCAUCAGCCCGCGCGCACAAAACUGCCUCCGCCAGUCAGGCCGCGGCGAGCUGGACCGCGGGCCGCCGAGGGGGCCAGUGGGGCCCGGGAGUCGGACGCCGGAUGUUCCCGUGGCGCGUGCAGCUGCAUCCUUGCCUUUUUUGGCAAAAAACUUGCGGCCAAGAGAACGGAUCCCGGGCCGCCCCCGCUAAUCCCUGGGAAGAGGAGGAAGCGGGCCAAGGGUCUGAGCCCAGACUAUGGAUCGGGACGGAGUGCCCAACGGGAUUUAAGAAAGGCUGUCUUUCGAGGGGGCGACUUGUAUCGGAGGGAACCCCCACCCCUGCUGCAGCUCAGCGUCCGGAACCCCCGCCUCCGUCUUCCCCAAAAGGAGGAAAAAACUUACGCCAGCAGCAGGGAGGCCGGCUAA
This is a messenger RNA of Orycteropus afer afer, 2092 nucleotides long. RefSeq names its product splicing factor 3a subunit 3 (gene SF3A3). Gene Ontology annotation, biological process: mRNA splicing, via spliceosome. NCBI's taxonomy places the organism in Eukaryota, Metazoa, Chordata, Mammalia, Tubulidentata, Orycteropodidae. Gene Ontology annotation, molecular function: RNA binding; zinc ion binding. The record is from RefSeq and is a predicted model, not a curated record. Gene Ontology annotation, cellular component: spliceosomal complex; nucleus.